Molecule: messenger RNA, 2514 nt
Organism: Rhipicephalus sanguineus (brown dog tick)
Lineage: Eukaryota; Metazoa; Arthropoda; Arachnida; Ixodida; Ixodidae
Gene: Setd3
Product: actin-histidine N-methyltransferase
Exons: 15
Coding region: 101-1600 (499 amino acids)
Biological process (GO): actin modification; positive regulation of transcription by RNA polymerase II; peptidyl-lysine trimethylation
Molecular function (GO): histone H3K36 methyltransferase activity; histone H3K4 methyltransferase activity; transcription coactivator activity
Source: RefSeq, a predicted model, not a curated record
GCGUAAGCCAUCGUUUCACAUGUGCUCGUGUUUAUAACAGUCAGCGUCACUACCUGGAAAACGUAAAUCUACAGGUCGGCAGCCGGUGUCACGUUUCACCAUGGGGGGAAAUGACAGGAAAGGUGGCAAAAAGCUCGCUUCCCAGGAUCAGCUGAGGAUACGAGAGCUACUGGAUCAAGUUCUGGACAAAUGCACCACAAUGCCGUCCGGGGAUGCGAAGAAAGAAUGGAAAGACUUCUUAGAAGUUCAGAAACUUCUGCAGGAAGUUCGAGAGCUGGAAAAACCUUUAUCUCCAAAUCUGCCAAAGCGAUCCAACAAGUGGCCAGCAUUUCUUAAGUGGUGCUCUGAUAAUGGUGCUUAUCUCAGCAAUGUGUCUAUAAAGGACUUACCUGAUGGAGAAUACGGCUUUAUCGCCGAUGAACAAAUUGAGGAGAGCAGUCAGUUUCUUGGGGUGCCUUUGAAGCUCAUGAUGACUACUGCUGCGGCAAAGAAGUCGAAGCUUGGUCCACUUUUACGAGAUGAUCCCAUAAUGAUGAGCAUGUCCAAUGUGGCUCUGGCCAUGUUCCUCAUCCUUGAGUUCUGUGCUGGUGAAUCAUCCUUCUGGCACCCUUACAUAUCUACGCUUCCAGCAUCGUUCAAUACUGUACUGUACUUUAGUGUUGAAGAACUUGAACUCCUAUGUGGUUCAACUGUACUUGAUGAAGCACUGAAGUUGCACAGAAGCAUUGCUAGGCAGUAUUCAUACUUUCACAAGAUUUUUCGGACGCACCCUCUUGCCAAGAGCCUUCCUUACAAGGACUGCUUUACAUAUGACCUGUAUAGGUGGGCCGUGUCGGCUGUGAUGACUCGGCAGAACGCCGUGCCCUUGACGGACACCGCUGGCGGAGAUGACGAGGACGGCACGGACGCCAUGACUGCGAUGGUUCCUCUCUGGGACAUGUGCAACCACAGCGAGGGAAAGGUCUUGACUGAUUACGAUAUAUCAGCCAAUAUGCUACGUUGCUACGCCAUGCGGGACUUCGAGAAAGGCCAGGAGGUGACCAUCUUCUACGGGAGGCGGACCAACGCCGAGUUCUUCAUUCACAAUGGCUUCGUGUUCCCGGACAACCGACACGACUCCGUCGACAUCAAGCUGGGUAUUAGCAAGCAGGACCCCCUGUACGCCGUGAAGGCGAAGCUGUGUGACGAUCACGAACUCACACCGAGCGGAAUAUUCGCACUCGUUCCUCGAGAGCGCCCGGUGUGCGAAGACCUCUCGACUUUCCUCAGGAUCCUCGUGUUGAAAGACGCCUCGCAAGCCGCCUCGUUCACCGACGAGCACAUAAUGAUCGCGACUGACGACAAUGCUCGGGAUGCACUCAACUUCCUGAUCGUCCGCAUCCAGCUGCUUCUCAGGGCAUUCCCAAAAAGUGACCAGGAGUACGAGAACAUCAUCGGCGAUGAUGGAUCCAACGGCCGACUCAAGAUGGCGGCGCAGCUGCGAUUGCUCGAGCGCAAGAUCUUGGUCGCCGUGGUUGGAAACGCUCAACGAAUGCGCCAAACAGCGCAGCUAAACUUAAAAAAAAAACGUUCUACUUCUGCAACGUUGUCCCUGUUGUGAUAAACACCAACGCCACGUCACUCGUCGCGUCGAUUGAGUGUUUUAAGAGCCGCUCCCGCGAUUCCGCCGUUACCGCGUUCGCCGCCUGCCAGUGCAAUUGUUAAGAUUCAGCAGGCGCAUGCCUAACGGUGUUUAGUCGGUACAUUUUCGGCAGACAAAUUUUUAGUCGGCAGACAAAUGCUUUGUCUUGACACGUGACACCUGUCAAGGCAGACCACUUGUCACGUGAUCAGACUGAUGGUUUUCCUAGAUGGCAGUACUGGCGGUAUAGGAAAGUACCGCACUACAGCUUGCGGUACAAUGUUCUAAGCAGUAGUCAGUUACCUUCACUUGUCGCCUAAUAACUAUGGCUAAAUUCAAUAUUGCAUCGCUGAUUGGCCGGUAGGUUGAAAUUUGCGUGUUGCAUUGUCAAAGUAAUAGUGUUAAAUGUAGGGCAGCGUGCCACUCCGACAUUAAUGGUAUUGCACAGUAUACACAUUAUAGACUGGUAUAUCUCAAGCAUUUAUUGUGGAUGACUGCAUGAGAGGCCGGUGUUACGGUAAUGGAAAGCUGUCAAUCGUUCAACCGUCAGCAAUAUCGUCUCGGUGGCGUAGCAACCGAAUUUUUACGCGCUCAAGCCUCAAUGCGCAAUCAUCUGUUCUGGAUUAGACUUAACGGAAGUUCACAGGCACAGCUGACUACAUUUGGCAGUAAUGGUGGAGCGGCGGCGGUUCGCUGGAAGUCUCAAAUUACGGCCAAAAAGAGCCAUUAACCAUGGCAUUUGACCCGGCAGCGUUUACUGCGGGCGUGGUUGAAGGGGAUUUCUUAAACUCAUCAAAGUCGUCGUCUGUCGCACAGAAAAAAAAAAGACAACUUCGUCUGCAAAUGACAACAAGAGCUCUUAUUUAUUUACGUGAGUAAAAGUGGUUGUAGGA